AUGGUGUGGUGGGCGCCUUUCAGGAGCGGCGGCGGCGUCGCCGGCGCCUGCAUGCAAUUCAACAUCAGCGCCUGCAGCCUCUCCACCAACCGCAGCCUCCUGCCCCAGGCGCACGCCGUCCUCUUCCAUCACCGGGACCUGCAGAGCCAUGGCCUCGCCCAGCUGCCCCGGCAGAGGCCGCGGGACCAGCGGUGGGUCUGGAUGAACUUUGAGUCGCCCAGCCACACCGGGGGCCUGCGAGACCUGGGCGGCCUUUUCAACUGGACUAUGUCCUACCGAGCAGAUUCGGAUGUCUUUGUACCCUAUGGGUACCUCCAGCUUCGCCCGGAGCCCCUGGUCCAGUUGGCCUUGCCCAAGAAGACCAAGCUGGUGGCCUGGGUGAUCAGUAACUGGAAUGAAAGUCAAGCCCGGGUCGGUUAUUACUACCAGCUGAGAAGGUAUCUCCCCAUUCAUGUGUAUGGAUCUCACGGACUGAGGCUCAUGGACAACAACGUGGUGAAGACCAUCUCGGAAUACAAGUUUUAUUUGGCUUUUGAGAACUCCCAGCAUCAGGACUACAUCACGGAGAAACUCUGGAGGAACGCCUUUCAAUCCUGGGCUGUCCCCAUCGUCUUGGGUCCCCCGAGGGCCAACUACGAACAGUUUAUUCCUUCCGAAGCCUUCAUUCAUGCCAAUGACUUCUCCGACCCCAUGGAGCUGGCGGUUUACCUGAAAUUCCUAGAUAAAAACAAAAACAUGUACAGAAAGCAUUUCGCUUGGAGGAAACGAUUGCUUCAAUUGGAUUAACAAGGGCAUCAUGAACCUAGACCAGAGUUCCUGCUAAAAGUUUGCAAUGUAAUAACUAAUGGGUCAAAUCUUCCACCUAUAAGUUAUUGCAAGUGUGUAAAAGGUGUGUCGUUGGUAAUCCUCUGUAUUUUCCAUCCAUAUAGGCUGUUAUUGUUUGAAAGUGAAGUUCCGUAAAGGCUUUUAUCAGGGAACAAGACUUUAGAAACUGUAAAUUGUAUGACAUUCCCGUUUCUCCUUGAUAUUUCUGUAUCCUGUAUCCUUGUCCUGUAUCCUGAAUUCUAAUUAAUACGUGUACUUGAGCUCAA
Molecule: messenger RNA, 1091 nt
Organism: Thamnophis sirtalis
Lineage: Eukaryota; Metazoa; Chordata; Lepidosauria; Squamata; Natricidae
Source: RefSeq, a predicted model, not a curated record